This is a messenger RNA of Bombyx mori (domestic silkworm), 572 nucleotides long. RefSeq names its product chorion class B protein M2410. The record is from RefSeq and is a predicted model, not a curated record. Gene Ontology annotation, biological process: multicellular organism development; chorion-containing eggshell formation. The annotation marks the transcript as partial. Gene Ontology annotation, cellular component: egg chorion. The transcript has a single exon. Gene Ontology annotation, molecular function: structural constituent of egg chorion. NCBI's taxonomy places the organism in Eukaryota, Metazoa, Arthropoda, Insecta, Lepidoptera, Bombycidae.
UCAGGUACGUCUUUUCAACUAAAACUUAUAUUUAAUGUAAAACGCGUUCUAAUAUUAAUAUAUUUUAUUACUUCACAUUGUUCACAGUCCGCUUUAGGCAUUGGUUGUGGUUGCGGUUAUGGAGGUCGUGGCUACGGCGGUCUGGGCUAUGAUGGUCUGGGCUACGGGGGUCUUGGAGGUGGAUGCGGACGUGGUUUCAGCGGUGGUGGUCUCCCUGUAGCUACUGCCUCUGCUGCUCCCACUGGGCUGGGUGUAGCUUCCGAGAACAGAUACGAGGGUACCGUCGGUGUCUGCGGUAACCUGCCUUUCCUUGGUACUGCUGAUAUCGCUGGUGAGUUCCCCACUUACGGUUUCGGUGAAAUCGACUACGGUUGCGGUGAUGGCGCCGUCGGCAUCACCGCCGAGAGAGGCAUCGGCUACGCUGGUGGUCUCGGCUAUGGCGCUGGAUACGGUCUCGGCUAUGGAGGCUACGCCGGAACCGGAUAUGGAUGUGGAUGUGGUGGAAGAAUCUACUAAAUAAUAUUUUAAAUUGAACACUGUUAAACCGUACAAAAUAAAUCGCAUCGAACUGA